Messenger RNA from Hermetia illucens (black soldier fly), 1598 nucleotides. RefSeq names its product monocarboxylate transporter 9-like. Gene Ontology annotation, molecular function: monocarboxylic acid transmembrane transporter activity. Lineage: Eukaryota; Metazoa; Arthropoda; Insecta; Diptera; Stratiomyidae. The record is from RefSeq and is a predicted model, not a curated record. Gene Ontology annotation, biological process: transmembrane transport; monocarboxylic acid transport. The transcript has 6 exons. Bases 142 to 1578 code for a protein of 478 amino acids.
UGCUGAUUGCCAACUUUUGGGUAUCGUUAGCUUAUUUAGCUUGUCAAAACGUGGCUAUCUUCUUGGCCAAUAAUUCCGAAUCAAAAUUGUUCAAUAACGAAUUAGGUUUUUACAUUAACAUAAGCUUUCUUUGACAAUUUAAUGUCAAGGUCCUGGGUGUUCCUAAUCAAAAAUUGUCUACUUAAGUUGAAAAUGGAAGCUGAAACCAUGAGUAACACGGAAAUGGGCCAAGGAUCCAGCGCCGAUGAAGAUGCCCCUGAUGGCGGCUGGGGGUGGAUAGUUUGUUUUGCGGUCGGGAUCUCCCAAAUAACAAUCUUACCAGCCAUGCAACAAUUCGACUUGAUAUACAAAGAUCACCUGGAGCAUUUGGGGUUAACUUCCGCCCAGAUUGGGGCCAUCAUCAAUACGAGUAACGCCUUAUCUUACUUAGUAGCGGUCAUCAGUGGUCCUUUGUUCCGAAUGUUUUCAUUUAGGACGGUUGGAGUUGGCUCCGCAAUGCUAGUUAGUUUUGCUCUAUUUCUUACAGCGCUGUCGAAAUCCUUUCCAGCCUAUAUGCUUGGCUUUGGCGUUCUUUUCGGUGCUAGUAUUGGGCUUUCCUUAACCACGGGCACCAUUAUCUUGAACACAUAUUUUUUUCGCAAGCGACGUUUGGCGAAUGGAGUUUCUUGGGCUUUGGCAUCAAUAGGACCCUUCAUCAUGCCCUAUGUUACCAACCUACUAUUGGCACGGUUUGGAGUAAAGGGAACAGUUCUAGUUCUUUCUGCAAUUUCAAUAAACUCAGCUGUAUGCGCCCUGAGCUUUCAGCCUGUUAGCUGGCAUAUUACGAGGGAGAAGCUCAAAACAUAUUGCAACCCGAGGACUAAGAGUCCGGAAGUCUCCGAGCCUGUAGACGCACAGGGUAUUGAAUCUAGCUCGCAAGUUUUGUCAGCGCAUUCGAAACCUUUGAAGGAAGAAAUAUCCAAAAGGACCUCGAUCUUGAGAAGGAUAGCGCGCAAUUUUGACCUGGAUCUGUUUAAGGAUUUUAACUACGUAAUAACCAUCUUUGGCUUAAGUAUCGCCGAUUUCGCAGAAAUGAAUUUUAAUAUUUUAAUGCCUUCUGUUUUGGACAAAAUCGGUUUUACGGGGGCUGAAAUCGUUACCCUUUUAACGCUGAUAGCUUUGAUGGAUUGUUGCAUGAGGCUGUUAGUCCCAAUACUUGUUGAGAAACUGGGGUGGAAAAACCGAAGCUGCUACCUGAUGGGCGUUGUAAUAAUGGCAAUAGGCCGGGCUAUCUUAGCAUAUUCCAAAAAAUACUCGGUUGUAUUUUACACAUCAUUUUUGAUUGGGUUUGGAAAAGCGGUGAUUACUGUCUUUUUGAACCUCGUUACUCCAAGUUGUGUGACAAUUAAGCGCCUUCCAGCAGCAACGGGGAUACAAAUGACGAUGACCGGGAUUUUUGCGGUUACUGGAGGACCACUUGUUGUCAUAAUCAAGGACAAAUGCAGCACUACAGUCUUGUUGCAUUCUUUGAAUGUGUUAACAUGCGUGACAGUUGUCCUAUGGAGUUGGCAAUAUAUUUUUUGUAAGAAGAGACAAUAAACAUCAGCUUUGGAAAGUCA